Odontomachus brunneus is the source of this 2448-nucleotide messenger RNA. RefSeq names its product dynein heavy chain 7, axonemal-like. Gene Ontology annotation, molecular function: dynein light intermediate chain binding; minus-end-directed microtubule motor activity; dynein intermediate chain binding. Gene Ontology annotation, biological process: microtubule-based movement. Lineage: Eukaryota; Metazoa; Arthropoda; Insecta; Hymenoptera; Formicidae. The transcript is spliced from 10 exons. The coding region runs from base 1 to 2448 and encodes 815 amino acids. The record is from RefSeq and is a predicted model, not a curated record. Gene Ontology annotation, cellular component: dynein complex.
AUGACCCUGGAGCAUUGGGUGCGCGAUUACAGCGAAUUUCGCCUGAUCAAUACGAAACGUAUCGUUGCGCACGAGGAAAGCUGGGACUUGGCGAGCUUCAACAGCUCGAUUGUCCGUCAGAUCGCCGACAGCCGGCGGAUCCUCAGCGAGUCCUGGUACAUCGGAAUUCAAGAGAUAUUUCUCGUGAACAAUAGGAGGAAUCUGGUACCUAGCCCGUUGCGACGCAGGCAAUUCAAAAAGUUCUUCGAUUGCACCGCCGGCCUGAUGGAGACGCAGCUUUUGAACGCUUGCAAGUACUCCCUUCGGGAUUUCGUUAAUUACGUCGUGCACGGUAAGUCGGCGGUCUGCAGCUUCAAGCUGAACGUCCUCGUCGUCUCUAAUGAGAUCGUCUUCGAGCCAUCCUUCGACAAAUUUAAGGAAUCGCUCUGCAACAUUCUCGAGAUGAUAUGCGACGCAGCGAGGAAUUUCGAAAGAUUGGAGACGCAGCUUUAUCUCGAUUGGGCGGGUCCGCAAAAAUUCCUCAAGCCCAAGAUCUCGGAGAGCGUCGUGAAGCACUUCAAGACGCAGAUAAGAGAGCUGAUCGAUCGCGAGAGAAUAAUCCCGGAGCAGAGGAUGGCCGAACUGAGAAAAUACGCGCCUCUCUACGAUGGCGAGGAACUGGGCCGGGCGGAAGUCUUUCUACGGGACGAGAAUAAGAAGCUGGACGAGUACGACGAGGAAAUCAAACGCUAUCACGAAGCGGGCGCUCGAAUCGCGACGGACGUCGAGAGAACGGUGUUCGCGGGUUUCUUCGAAAUUUCCCACGCGGCCUUCGUCGACACCGUCACCGGGAACGUCGAGCACUUGAAGGGACUCUUCCUCCGUCAUCUCGUCAACAAAUAUCAAACCACUGCGAGAGGUACAAAAAAAAAAAAAACUUACGCGUCCAGCAUUGUAGCGGAAUACGAGGCCAUAGUCGAGCGAGCCUUGACCCCACCUGUCAAUACCGCGGCUCUGAUGGAGCUCGUCAAGUUCGCGCGGACGAUCAGUGACGUCACGAUGAAGAGCCUGGAACUCAGGUUGACAGACACGAUCGUGCACAUCGUAUUCCUGUCGGAUUACUGGCUGCUCACGGAUAGUGAGAUAAGCAUCAACAGCAGAGCCUUUCAGCUGUACCACAGGAUGCCGCAAGUCUUCGAGGACAACCGGCUCAUCAUCGAAACCAAGACGCUGGAGUUUCAAGAAGCGUUGAGAGUCAGAUAUUUGAAGUUCGCGGAGGAGUUGGAUUCCAACCAGAAACAAGUGGAGGAGAUGAAAUAUUGGGGCGACAUCGAUGAGAUAUAUCGUUACCAGCGCAAGGCGCAGUUGCUGGAAGACAGGCUGAUCACGGCGAUGGACAAGAUCGACAAGUUUAACGAGGAGGAGGCCGCUUUUGGCUGGGAGAUCACGCAGUACCCUCUGCGAAAGCAAAUCGCGGACCGCCUGCAGCCGUUCAAGAAGCUCUUCGACGGUGCCUGCGAAUUCUUGACGAAGCACGACAAGUGGAUAAACAGCAUGAUCGGCACGUACAAGCCCGAGGACAUCGACAACGACGUGGGGAAUUUUUACAGGACGAUCUUCAAGCUGGAGAAAGCGUUCCAGGAACCGGACGUGCGAGAUCUGGCGCUCACGGUUCGCGAGAGGAUCGAGGACUUCCGGAAAUACAUGCCGGUAGUGAUGACGUUGGGCAAUCCCGGCAUGAAGUCGCGACACUGGGACGAGGUCUCGGCGAUCGUAGGCAUCCCCAUCAAGCUGGAUCCCGACUUGACGUUGGGCAAGGUGCUGGGUAUGGAGUUGGACGCGUACAUCUCCCAGUUCGAGGGCAUCUCCGAGACCGCGACGAAGGAAAGCGCUGUAGAGAACGGCAUCGAGAAGAUGCAGAAAGAAUGGGUCAACCUGGUGUUCACGGUGAAUCCCUACAAGGACACCGGCACCUUCGUCAUCGCCGGCGUCGAUGAGAUACAGCUCCUGCUCGACGAUCACAUCACGAAGGCUGUGACCAUCAAGAACUCGCCAUAUAUCAAGCCCUUCGAGGCCAGGAUAAUCAAAUGGGAGAAGACGUUGCACUUGCUGCAGGACAUUUUGGACCAGUGGCUGAAAGUCCAGGGUAUUUGGAUGUACCUCGAGCCGAUCUUCACCUCGCCGGACAUUCUGCAACAAAUGCCAGACGAAGGAAGGAAGUUCGCGGCGGUCGAUAAGAUCUGGCGGGACAUUAUGAAGAACGUCCAAAGCGACUCGCGCGUUCUCGUCGUCGUCGAGAUCGAUAAGAUGUUGGAGCGGCUGAAGAAGAGUUUCGCAUUGCUGGAGCAGAUUCAGUUGGGCCUAAACGAUUACUUGGACAAAAAAAGACUCUACUUCCCCAGGUUCUUCUUCCUUUCCAACGACGAGCUACUGGAGAUCCUAUCCGAGACGAAGGAUCCUACACGGUAA